AUGGGUGCUCAUACCUGGUUAUGGCUGUGGGUGUCAUUGAUCCUUGGAGCAGUGUGUGGAACAGCAAGCUCCUCCUGCAGGCUUCUGGACAGUCAGAUCUCUCAAAGUAUGUAUAAAGAGGGUGAUGUGAUCAUUGGAGGACUGUUCGCUAUUCAUUUAUACGCACCUGAGCCCAACCUGGACUUCACACAACGAGCAGCGCCUUUGCAGUGUCAGAGUUUUUUUUUGCGUGCAUUUCGUUGGCUGCAGACCAUGAUCUUUGCUGUGGAAGAGAUAAACAGAAACCCUCAACUGCUGCCCAAUCUCACCCUGGGGUAUGCCCUGGCUGACACCUGUCGUGCAGCGAGGACAACGUUAGAUGCUGCGCUGGGACUAGUAACAGGGAAGGACCCUGUCAUUAUGGGCUCCAGCUGUGGCCACACUCCCGAGGUGCCUGUCAUUGUUGGUGAUGCCGUCUCCUCCGGAUCUAUCAUAAUUGCUCGCACCCUGGGAGUUUUCAGCAUCCCCAUGGUCAGCUACUCUGCCACAUGUGCAUGCCUGGGAGACAACCAAAAGUACCCCACCUUCUUCCGCACUGUGCCCAGCGAUGCCUUUCAGGCCAGGGCCAUAGCACGCAUGCUGCGCCUCUUUGGCUGGACCUGGGUCGGUGUGGUUAUGGGAGAUGGUGACUACGGCAAGUUUGGGAUCCAGCAUCUGCUGGAGGAGCUGCAGAACUCUGAGGUGUGUGUGGCCUUUUCUGAAGUCAUCCCCAAGGUCAACGUAGAAACUAGCAUUCCACGCAUCGUGGAGACGCUCAAGCAUUCCACAGCCAAAGUUAUCGUCACUUUUGCCGUUGUCGCAGACAUGCAAGUCCUCCUGAGGGAGGUGGUAAGACAGAACAUCACCGACAGGCAGUGGAUCGCCACAGAGUCCUGGAUUACCUCCAGCCGCAUAUCCUCUCCUAAUAAUCUGCCAUCACUGAGAGGGACUUUAGGAUUUGCCUUGCGCAAGGGAAACAUUCGGGAUCUCAGGCCUUUUCUUACCAGGUUUCAGCCCAAGGAUUUGCCUUCCGACCCAUUUGUGCAGGAAUUCUGGGAGACUAUGUUUGGAUGCUCUUUUAGUGACCCCAGCCCCUCUCCAUCAGCCAGACCCAACUGCACAGGGUCUGAGAGCUUGGACAAUGUUGAGAGCUUUUAUACGGACGUCUCUGAGCUCAGAUUCACUUACAGUGUGUACAAGGCUGUGUAUGCCAUUGCACAUGCCAUUCACAACAUGCUGUCCUGCCAACCAGGGCAUGGCCCCUUUGAAAAAGGGGGCUGUCCAAAUGUCGCCAACCUCCAGCCCUGGCAGAUUCUCCACUACAUCCAAACCGUCAACUUCACCACAGCUAUGGGAGAAGCCAUAAACUUUGAUGAGAACGGUGAACCACCGGCUGUUUAUGACCUCAUUAACUGGCAAAUUGGGGUGCGGGGGACAGUGGAGUUUGUUGAGGUGGGACAUUUUGACUCUGUGGAAGGAUCUCACAGCAAGUUUGACAUCGAUGUAAAAAGAGUCAUCUGGGGUGGUGGCCAGAAUGAGGUGCCUGUGUCCGUCUGCAGCAUGCCCUGUCCCCCAGGCACUCGGAAGGCUGUGCAGAAAGGAAAGCCCAUCUGCUGCUUUGACUGCUUACCAUGUGCAGCAGGAGAGAUUAGCAACACCGCUGGUUCAACAGAGUGCCAGAAGUGCCAAGAUCAAUUCUGGUCGAAUGCUGCUCGAACUGCCUGCGUUCCAAAGGAGGUGGAGUUCCUGUCCUUCCAGGAGACCAUGGGGAUCGUCCUGGCUGCUCUUUCAGUCUCUGGGGUGGUCCUCACAGGCAGUGUCCUCGCCACCUUCUUUUUCCACCGGGACACGCCCCUUGUUAGGGCAAACAAUGCAGAGCUGAGCUUCCUGCUGCUGCUGUCGCUCUCUCUCUGCUUCCUGUGUGCGCUGGCCUUCAUUGGUCACCCCUCCCCCUGGUCCUGUAUGUUGCGCCACACGCUGUUUGGGAUCAGCUUUGUGCUCUGCAUUUCCUGUGUGCUCAGCAGGACAGUGGUGGUGCUGGUGGCCUUCCGUGCCUCAGUCCCUGGCAGCAACAUCAUGCAGUACUUUGGCCCAGUGCAGCAGAGAGUGGCCAUCUCCCUCUGCACCUCCAUCCAGGCACUCAUCUGUAUGCUGUGGUUGGUUCUGUCACCCCCCUUCCCAUCUGAGAUACACGGGCAGAGUGCCAGGAUCAUCCUUGAGUGUGAUGUGGGCUCAAUGGCUGGCUUUGCUUGUGUCCUGGGCUACAUCGGCCUGCUGGCAGCCAUCUGCUUCCUGCUGGCCUUUUUAGCCAGGAGGCUCCCAGACAACUUCAAUGAGGCCAAGUUCAUCACCUUCAGCAUGAUCAUUUUCUGCGCCGUCUGGAUCACCUUUGUCCCCGCCUAUGUCAGCUCCCCAGGGAAAUACACUGUCGCUGUGGAGAUAUUUGCAAUCCUGGCCUCAAGCUAUGCACUCCUCCUUUGCAUCUUUGCUCCCAAGUGUUAUAUAAUCCUUCUGAGACCAGAAAAGAAUACCAAGAAGAAAAUGAUGGCAAAAUAA
Messenger RNA from Conger conger (European conger), 2574 nucleotides. Its product is annotated as extracellular calcium-sensing receptor-like. NCBI's taxonomy places the organism in Eukaryota, Metazoa, Chordata, Actinopteri, Anguilliformes, Congridae. Gene Ontology annotation, molecular function: G protein-coupled receptor activity. The transcript is spliced from 6 exons. The coding region runs from base 1 to 2574 and encodes 857 amino acids. The record is from RefSeq and is a predicted model, not a curated record. Gene Ontology annotation, biological process: G protein-coupled receptor signaling pathway. Gene Ontology annotation, cellular component: membrane.